This is a messenger RNA of Epinephelus lanceolatus (giant grouper), 2705 nucleotides long. It is a transcript of the gene tango2, whose product is annotated as transport and golgi organization 2 homolog (Drosophila). NCBI's taxonomy places the organism in Eukaryota, Metazoa, Chordata, Actinopteri, Perciformes, Serranidae. Gene Ontology annotation, cellular component: Golgi apparatus. Gene Ontology annotation, biological process: Golgi organization; protein secretion. The record is from RefSeq and is a predicted model, not a curated record.
ACCCAAUGUGAACAUUUCCUUUUAGUUGACAACAGCGAGUGUAAAGAGACAGUGAGUACAGCUAGCAAAAUACUACACAGCAGGAAACUGUACACAAGACAACGGGUAAACAUUUAGCUUAGCAACUCUUACCUGAAGUCUAAUGUGUCGUGCAUAACCAAGGUUAGUGUUCACAGGAGUACACACAGCAUGCACUCUGGAUGGUCCAUUUCAUUGUCCUGCAGCCACGUACACUGUGUAUGACUAAGAUUUGAAGGCAGAUGUGGAUUCAGUGAAACUUUGUCAUCAAUCCCCCAAUCCAUCCAUGUGUAUAAUUUUCUUCAAGUUUGACCCCCGCCCUGCGUCCAAAAAUGCCUACAGGCUAAUUUUGGCUGCAAACAGAGAUGAGGUCUACAACAGGCCGUCCAAAGCUGCAGACUUCUGGGGGACCAGCAGUGAGAUCCUCAGCGGCCUGGACUUGGAAUGUGGUAGGGAAGGAGGAUCAUGGCUGGGGAUCAGCAAGCGAGGCAAGCUGGGUGCAAUCACCAACUACAUGGAAGGGCGUGUCAACCCUGACGCACAAGGAAGAGGAUUUCUAGUGUCUAACUACCUUAUGGACAAGGAUGUGGACAGCUACUCUUAUCUAAAGAAGGUGUCGGCAGAAAGCCACCUUUACAACGGCUUCAACCUCAUCACAGCCGAGUUCAAAGCCAAACAAGACAUUGUGUGUUACUAUGGAAACAGAGGCAGCCCUGAACCCAUCCAUCUAAAAUCAGCAGGAAUCUAUGGCUUGAGUAAUUCGCUGCUGGACACGCCGUGGAAGAAACUGCUGCAAGGCAAGCGCCACUUCACCAGCGUUGUCAACGACCAGUCGCUGUCCUGCGAUGGACUGGUACAAGAGCUGCUCACCGUCCUCAAUAAUGAGGAACUGAACGCACCUGAUCCAACUCAGGAGAGCCAGGGCAAUGGUAUCAGCAAGCCUCUGCUCCAGGCUCAGUCAGCAGUGUGUGUUCGCACCCCUAAUUAUGGCACAAGGACCAAUACAAUUAUCCUGAUAGACGCAGAAGGUAAUGUGACCUUCACAGAGCGCAACAUGUCUAACUGUGGUGACACAGGCAAAUGGAGCACCAAUUCUUUCCAGUUCAAACUGCAGGUGUGAAGACGUUAUGGAGGAAAUCCACUGUGUGCCUUUCUGCAUCACCCUCCACCCUCCCUGCCCCCCUCUCCCCCUCCUCGAGCUGCGCUUCAUAGCAGCUAUGUGAACAUGAAGACUCGUCUGCACUUUUUCUUAAGCUAGCUGACACUAGCGGCCUCAUUAACAUCAGUGAUAUGUAUUUUGUCUUCUUGAUUUAAGUUAUAAAAAUGCAUCUUUUGAAAAUGUGUGCUAAUUUAAAAGAUUGCCAAAGAACAUUUAUAAUUUUGUAGAGGCAAAUAUUGUACUUGCAUUUCACAAAACUGUGGGGUUGGGUCGCUUCGAAAAGUCUAAGACAUUACAGAUUGCGAGUAACCUGCUUUGAAAUACAAUCAGUACUGUAGUGCUCAGGAUUAUUUCAAUGCAAUCUCAUGUAUCCUUGAAGUACUCAACAUGGAGUUUAUGCACAAUUUCCAGACUGCGAUCUGAAAUUAUUUUCUGUUUAACACAAUAUAGAAUCAUUGGGUCUCUGGUAUUUUUCUAUAUAAUGUGUAAUCUGAUUAGACUUUACAGUAAUUAUCACAAAUUAGAGUUACCAACUACUGUAACCCUGUUAUGGGUAAUUUCAUUAGUUAUGCCCCAACCCUGCACAACAGUAGCCUCAGUGUUGGUAACAACCGAUGCUGAAUGCAAACCGUUUCAGGCACUGGAUCUCUAACCACUCCCAUGGUAGAAUAAUGCAUUUUACAGCUGCUCUACAAUAAAACAGUUUAUCCAAACACUCACAUUUGGCUCACCAAAUCAUGAUUGUUACACAAACACACUGUGAGGAACCCUUUUUUUAAGUAACUAAAUGUGUAUGUGCACCUGUUGGGUUGAUUUCUGCAUUUUAACCUAUACCCGAAAGAUAUCUGGUUCUUUCUUUUAUACCAUGUGUGUUUUUACUUCUGCUUCUUGUGUUCCUUACCCACACACGUUACUCAUACAGGUGUUGGCGCUAAUUCAACAGGAAACAUAUUCACGUUUACUAGCCUUUAGAAAGUUGUUAAGUGGCUCAGAAACUCAAACUGGAGAGGGCUUUGUGCAAAUAUUUAAUACUUAUUAUCAAUUCAUAGUAGCACUCUAUAGUUACUGAACUCAAAGAGAUUUAAAGAGGCAUAUUUCCACUAUCUUGUGUGGAGAGGGGUAUUUCAGUGAGGUCGCACUUAACCAAAGGCCCCCUCAUUUAAUGUCAACUCUUCAGGUGCCCAUAAAAAGCAGAAGAACCCUCACUUGCUAUAACUUGAAUAUUUUUAUGUGUCCUUUGGUCUACUCUCAGUAUUUGGAGUUUUCCUAUAACCAUGUGGCUGUUCCAUGCAGUGCACAACAGACCCAAUUCUUUAAAAAAAAUCUAUCAAGCCUUUUUCUUAUAUGGUAUUUUUAUAGGAAAUGUACAGGUUCAAAUAAUAGAUUAAUUACGGCUGAAUUCUAUUUAGCUUCUCUGAUUUUAGGGGCUUCAUUAUUGUUAUUAGUAAAGGCUGAGUUUUUCCUGCUAUAAAAAGUCAAAAUAUGCUGUGAUAAAGACAUGUGCUGCUUAAAUAAACAGUAUAAAAUA